ACUAGAAAAACAAAACAUGGCUUCUCCCAUAUAUAACUUCCAUUUUCUUCUUGCUUUGCUAGCCAUGGCCUCCUCCGCCUUCAUCCACCCUGCCUUAAGUGACGGAUCGACCCAACAACUGAUCGAUAAAAUUUGCCAAUCAGUGGAGGAAUAUGCAUUUUGCAGCAAGACUUUCAACCAAUUACAUCAAGGGCUCUACAUGUUGGAUUCCGAGAGAAGAUCACCUAGAGCACAAGAGAAUUGCAUCACUAUAUUUAGCACUCCGCCGACCCCUCCGAACCCUGUCGCAGAUCGGAAUCGGCAAAUGAGGAUCUUAAUCGCAAUGACCAUAGUUACUGGAAUGGAACUUACUUCUAAGCUUUCUUAA
Messenger RNA from Gossypium arboreum, 367 nucleotides. RefSeq lists its product as uncharacterized. The coding region runs from base 17 to 367 and encodes 116 amino acids. The transcript has 2 exons. Lineage: Eukaryota; Viridiplantae; Streptophyta; Magnoliopsida; Malvales; Malvaceae. The record is from RefSeq and is a predicted model, not a curated record.